AUGAUAUACUGCUUUGAAGCCGCCGGUCGGGUGACCUCAGGGGUAUGCAGUACUUGUGGCAGUGCUUGCUCAUCCUGCAGCCAUGCCUGCAACAAUGCCUGCAAUUCGAUUCAGUGUACGGCAUGCUGUAAGUCUCUGACGAACGUCUCCAGCCGACCCCUGGGCUGUUUUGUCAUCCUGGCAUUUCUGCUGAACGUGCCGGCAGGAAUUCUUGCCGUGCUGAGCGCUCUGGACGAGGAGGUGCAGAGGUGCAGAGCUGCUCCAGUGUUGGCCUGGUGCUAUGGCGCGCUGAUGCUCUCGAUAACCAAUGCCGCCUUCGCCUUCUACAUGCAGCACAAGCUGGCCUCUGCAAUUGAAUCAGGCACCCAGCGAGGUGCUAGAGAUAUUUUUCGGCAUGCAGGCACUAUCGUUCUCUAUGAUUUUGUCUUCUGCUUCUACAUCAUGCUCUUUGCAGCCGGUUUCGUUUUCUGCUUUCUUGGAGUAGGGUGGUGGCAGACUUGCCACAUCCAUUCCUGGGAAGCUGUUUGGGCAGCACUCCUCCUGCUGUUCUUCGCAUUUGGCACGAUGGGCUUCACCUGCUGCUGGGGAUUUGCUGUGGGCUGCUGGGGUGGCUUAGAGGCGCUUGGCCUCUCAUCCUCCCUGGCACGCAUCUUCUUCGGCGUCCGCGAGCAGCCGGUGGUCUUUGCAGCCCCUGUGCAGCCUGCGCCGUACAGGAUGGCAGCUCCGGGCGCCAACACCUCUCAGGCCCUCCGGCCUGGAUACUGA
Molecule: messenger RNA, 765 nt
Organism: Effrenium voratum
Lineage: Eukaryota; Dinophyceae; Suessiales; Symbiodiniaceae
Source: the annotation of a GenBank genome assembly